AUGGCUACGAACACCUUGACCACCACUGCCAUUGAGGACAUAGGCAUCAAGACGCAGCCUGGAUAUCCUCGCGAGCCUCUAAAGACCAAAGGCGUUCUGGAUACCUUCGAGUCUUUCGACGUUACACCAGUCAUCGGCCGCGAAUUUGUGGAUGUAAGUCUGAAGGAAUGGUUGCGCGCGCCAAACUCCGACGAUUUGAUACGCGACCUGGCAAUCACAAUUUCUCAGCGCGGUGUUGUCUACUUCCGCAAGCAGGAUGAUUUGGAUGACGAACUUCAAAAAGAGCUGGCCCAGCGUCUCGGCGAGCUUUCUGGCAAACCAGAAACAUCCAAGCUGCAUAUCCACCCAGUUAGAAACGCGGGAAACCGUCUUGGAGGCAAUGACAAUGAGAUCAGUGUCAUUAGCUCAGAUUUGGCGAAGCAACUCUUCAAAGAGCGGUCACAGACUGGCAAGCAUGGCUGGCACAGCGAUAUCACGUUUGAGCCGGUACCAAGCGACUAUGCAAUCCUGAGAAUGACGCAGCUACCGAAAUCAGGAGGAGAUACUUUGUGGGCAUCAGGGUACGACCUUUAUGACCGCCUUUCGAAACCGUAUCAGAAGUUCUUCGAAUCUCUCACCGCAACAUACGCCCAACCAGACUUCAAUCGAGCGGCCAAAGAAAACAACUUCCCCGUUUACACCGCUGCGCGAGGUGCACCAGAGAACACUGGCGACUCCCUGACCGCUAUCCACCCCUGCAUCCGCACGAACCCCGUCACGGGAUGGAAGUCUCUCUACAGCGUUGGCCACCACGUUCAGCGUAUCAAUGAGCUGAGCUCAGAGGAAUCAGAGCGUACUAAAGCCUGGUUCCUCCAGCUAAUCACCGAAAAUCACGAUCUGCAGAUCAGACAUAGAUGGCAAAACCCAAAUGACGUGGCCAUCUGGGAUAACAGAAGCGUAUUGCAUACAGCGACGUACGAUACCGAUGGCCAAGGACCGCGGAAGGGGUAUAGAGUAGUCAGCUUGGGUGAGCGGCCAUAUCUGGAUCCACAAAGUACGAGUAGGAUGGAAGCGUUGAGGCUCGCGGAGGGACAGUAG
Alternaria incomplexa is the source of this 1077-nucleotide messenger RNA. RefSeq lists its product as uncharacterized. Gene Ontology annotation, molecular function: 2-oxoglutarate-dependent dioxygenase activity. The coding region runs from base 1 to 1077 and encodes 358 amino acids. The transcript is spliced from 3 exons. The record is from RefSeq and is a predicted model, not a curated record. Lineage: Eukaryota; Fungi; Ascomycota; Dothideomycetes; Pleosporales; Pleosporaceae. Gene Ontology annotation, cellular component: cytoplasm.